This is a messenger RNA of Cynara cardunculus var. scolymus (artichoke), 1767 nucleotides long. Its product is annotated as lysosomal Pro-X carboxypeptidase. Gene Ontology annotation, biological process: proteolysis. Gene Ontology annotation, molecular function: dipeptidyl-peptidase activity; serine-type exopeptidase activity. Bases 41 to 1543 code for a protein of 500 amino acids. NCBI's taxonomy places the organism in Eukaryota, Viridiplantae, Streptophyta, Magnoliopsida, Asterales, Asteraceae. The record is from RefSeq and is a predicted model, not a curated record. The transcript is spliced from 10 exons. Gene Ontology annotation, cellular component: vacuole.
CCACCCCAGUGUUCUUUCUUCAUCGCCACCCUCCGAAAACAUGGCAAAACCCUUGUUCGAUUCUCUCGUAUUCUUCUUCUUACUCGUCUCUAUUCUUUCAUCAACAUUGGAGUCUCGUCGGCUGCCUCAGUUUCUCGGCAGGAAUCAGAAAACCAAAAUCAAUCUUGUUGAACAGUACAGUUAUGAGACCAGAUAUUUUGAGCAGAUUCUUGAUCAUUUUAGCUUCAAUGAUCUUCCCACGUUCCAACAACGUUAUCUCAUCAACUCCGAUCAUUGGGUCGGUCCUUCUGGUAUGGGUCCAAUCUUCCUUUAUUGCGGCAACGAAGGCGAUAUCGAGUGGUUCGCCGCCAACACUGGUUUUGUUUGGGAACUCGCACCUCGUUUUGGUGCCAUGGUCAUCUUCCCCGAACAUCGGUAUUAUGGCGAGUCAGUGCCAUAUGGAAGCCAGAAAGAGGCAUACAAGAAUGCUUCUACAUUGGCCCAUCUAACAGCCGAACAAGCACUUGCCGAUUAUGCUGUCCUAAUAACCGACUUAAAAAGAAAUUUAUCUGCCGAGGCUUCUCCUGUAAUCUUGUUUGGUGGAUCAUAUGGUGGAAUGUUGGCUGCGUGGAUGAGGAUCAAGUAUCCGCAUAUCGCUAUCGGUGCACUUGCUUCUUCGGCACCAAUUCUUCAAUUUGAGGAUAUCGUGCCGCUACAAACGUUUUAUGAUAUUGUCUCCAAUGAUUUCAGACAAGAAAGCACGAGUUGUUUCGACACUAUAAAGAAAUCUUGGGAUAUAAUAACUUCUGUGGGUCAGAAAGCAAAUGGUCUUGAUCAUCUUGCCGAGACUUUCCACUUAUGCGGGAAACUUAAGAGCAGUGAAGACCUUUCAGACUGGCUGGAUUCAGCAUAUAGUUAUUUGGCAAUGGUAGACUAUCCAUACCCAUCGGAAUUUCUAAUGCCUUUGCCUGCAUACCCGAUAAAAGAGGUUUGUAAAGAGAUCGACAAUCUUCCUGAUGGGACUAGCGUUUUGGAUCGGAUCUUUAAAGGCAUAAGUGUCUAUUACAAUUACACUGGAGAAGCCGACUGCUUUCAAUUGGAUGAUGACCCUCAUGGCAUGAGCGGCUGGAAUUGGCAGGCAUGCACGGAAAUGGUUAUGCCGAUGUCUAGUAACAAGAAUUCUAGCAUGUUUCCAGAAUGGGAUUAUAACGCCACUUCUUACGCAGAGGAUUGUUGGAACGAAUUCCGUGUGCUUCCUAGGCCUACUUGGAUAACUACAGAAUUCGGUGGACAUAAUUACAAGUCUGUCCUUGAAACAUUUGGAAGCAACAUCAUCUUUUCAAAUGGUCUCUUAGAUCCUUGGAGUGGUGGCAGUGUUCUCAAGAACAUAUCGGAAAGCAUAGUUGCUCUUGUGACGGAAGAAGGUGCGCAUCACUUGGAUCUGCGAGCUGCUACGACGAAUGAUCCGGAUUGGUUGGUGGAGCAAAGAGCUUCCGAAAUCAAGAUCAUCGAGGGUUGGAUUGUUGAUUAUUACAAGAAAACGAAACUAGUUUUUAACAUGUAAGAGUUGGUGUAUAAAUUUGUAUUGUAGGCUCUAACGAAACCGUGUUACCACGUAUUUAUGACAUGAAUUGGCAAUGGUCGCCCUUAGCUGUUAUUUUACACGUUUAUUGAAACACGGUGUUUUAGAAAGCUCGCUGCAACAGUCGUGGGGCACCGUGGCUUAAAACUCGUGUCUCAUCCUACGUUAAGCCUGUGACACACCAUGAUCCAAUGCAGGUUUUUAAA